CCAAUCAAAUGCAGACUUUGAACGUGGGUUAGGAAGUGCCGCGUUGUGAUAACUUCCCGCCUGCGAACCGGAGCCCCUUCCAACCUUGCUAAUAAUCCGAUUCAGAAUGCCAAAAUCAAAGGAAGUUGUUUCGAGUUCAUCGUCUGACAGUGAUUCAGACAGUGAAGUUGAGAAAAAGGCAAAGAGGAAGAAGCCAACACCUGAGAAGCCAGCAAAGAAACAGAAAAGUGGUGAAAGUUCUAAAGCUGGAGCCUCUAAGAGCAGUAGUGACAAAAAUGACAACAUGUUUCAGAUUGGAAAAAUGAGAUUUGUCAGUGUCAGAGACUUUAAAGGCAGAGUCUUGAUUGACAUUAGAGAGUACUGGAUGGACCAAGAAGGCGAGAUGAAGCCUGGCAAAAAGGGAAUUUCUUUAAAUCCAGAACAGUGGAACCAGCUAAAAGAGCAAAUCUCUGAAAUAGAUGAGGCGGUGAAGAGAAUAUAAAAUUGUUUUAGAAAGUGUGCUUGCUUUUUUAGAUCCCAUUAACCACAAAUUUUUACACUGGCGUAUGUUUUUUUUAAACAAAAGAAGUCUAAGAUGGACUUUUGUUUCAAGUACAUUGUGUAUAUUUGCAUUUGAA
Polypterus senegalus (gray bichir) is the source of this 617-nucleotide messenger RNA. RefSeq names its product SUB1 regulator of transcription b (gene sub1b). Gene Ontology annotation, molecular function: DNA binding; transcription coactivator activity. The transcript is spliced from 5 exons. The record is from RefSeq and is a predicted model, not a curated record. NCBI's taxonomy places the organism in Eukaryota, Metazoa, Chordata, Cladistia, Polypteriformes, Polypteridae. Gene Ontology annotation, cellular component: nucleus; transcription regulator complex. Gene Ontology annotation, biological process: positive regulation of transcription initiation by RNA polymerase II. Bases 107 to 481 code for a protein of 124 amino acids.